UCUCGCUCUUCUGUCUGUAUUGCUGACCGUGGGGCCAUGCUGUUAUAUUUGGGGGCAGCAAAGUUUGUGCAAUAAAGACAACGACACCGUAUGUUCAGCCUCUGUACUACGGUUAGAAUAUCUAUGGACAGGGCGAGAAAAGUAACUUGAUAUCGCAUAAGAAAAAGUUACCUAUUCGACGUUGACUGUACGUGGAAGGAUUUUUUAUUCAAUGAAAAAACGGUGGAGUCACCGUUAGAAUUAAAUUCUCCCAAAUGUAAUUCGUAUUUGAUAGCUAUAGUUUAAGCUAAAGUAAUUCUAAACGACUGACUUUUCUACCUCUUGUUUUGAAAACCAGAGAUGCCUUCGUCUAAAUUUCCGGUAGUUCUGGGAAACGUGAAAGCAAUGGUAUGGCAAGAGUUCGUAGUAUGUCUUCGUGGUAAAAUGUAGCUUCAAAUGGAUUUGCGACCCAAGGUGAAUUACAAUAAAUAAUAAAAACAACUGCCCAAAAGACGUACGUGACAACUCUACUAUUUCCGGUCAUUUACCAUAAAGGCCAUAGUAGGUGCGCACUCCAAAUAAUCAGGUGCGCCUUAACUGUGGAAAUUUACCGACGUGUUUCAAACUUGCGACAGUGGAGGUAAACUUUGCAUCCAAGUGAGACGAAGAGAGAAAGAUGACGCGGCGCUAUAACUGUGCCACGUCUCGUUUCAGCGGAGAAAUGAAGAAAUACCCGCGAAAUAUCGCCGUGGUCUUCUUAGUAAGUUUAUUCCAUCUUUUAUCCUCCACGGCGGUGGCCGGGUUGUACACGGCGUCCGACCAGAUCAUCCUGCUCUCCCCCGACAACGUCAAGCCUGUUUUAGUUAACUCCAGUACCGCUCUAGUGGUGGAGUUCUACGCGUCGUGGUGUGGACACUGCAUCGCAUUUUCCCCUGUUUAUAAACGGCUGGCGAGGGAUAUUAAAGAAUGGAAGCCUGCAGUGGACCUUGCAGCUAUCGACUGUGCUGAUGAAGACAGCAGGAAGGUCUGCACAGGUUUUGGCAUCAGAGGAUACCCAACUUUGAAGUUCUUCCAUGCUUAUGGCCAGGAGGAUUCUGCUGGACGGGCUUUUAAAGGUUUCCCUCGUGAUGUCCGAGGUCUCCGACACCACAUCAUUGAUCAACUGGAAAACCAUCAAGAGCCGUGGCCUCCAGCCUGCCCCCCACUGGAGCCCACCAGUCAAGCUGAAAUUGAUAUCUUCUUAGAGACAAACAACAUCCUACACCUCGCCUUGAUCUUUGAGGAUGUCAGCUCCUACAUCGGUAGAGAGGUGACCUUGGAUUUGCUACAGUUUGAGAAUAUUGCAGUGCGCAGGGUCCUGAGUACUGAGGAAGGCCUUGUGACCAAAUUGGCUGUAACAGAGUUCCCAUCCUGCUACCUUUAUUACCCUGGAGGUAACUUCACCAGACUCAAAGUCAACAUUGAGGCCCGUGCUUUCUACUCCUUCGCCCUCCAAAGCCUUCCUGGUGUUGUACGUUCAGGGAAACCCCCACCGGUCACCACAGACCUUGUCAACAAACAGACGGAGGAUCCCUGGAGACCCUUCAACAGGUCUAGUGUGUACAUGGCUGACCUGGAGUCAACGCUGCACUACUCGCUACGAGUGGAGCUGGCUGCUCAUCCCGUCAUCACUGGAGAGGCGCUGACUUCUCUCAGAAAGUACAUCUCGGUCUUGGCAAAGUACUUCCCUGGCCGCCCAAUACUGAUGAACCUGUUAAAGUCCCUUAAUUUGUGGCUACAUAACCAGGCUGGUAACCAGGUUUCCUAUCAGGCGUUCAUGGAAAUCCUGGAAAAUUCAGCACAGGCUCCUGACACUGCAUUGCCCGAGGGCGUGAGGUGGGUGGGUUGCCAAGGGUCACAACCCCACCUGCGACGUUAUCCUUGUGGCGUGUGGACUUUGUUCCAUCUACUUACAGUCCAGGCCAUGAAGUCGGACCGCUCAGAUCCCCUGGAGGUGCUGAGCGCCAUGAGAGGCUACAUCCGUCACUUCUUUGGCUGCAGGGCGUGUGCCGAACACUUUGAGAACAUGGCUAAGGAAAGCCUGACAGAGGUGAACACGUACUCUGCUGCCAUCCUCUGGCUUUGGACCAGACAUAAUCGUGUCAACAACAGAAUAGCAGGUUCUUUGAGUGAGGACCCCAACUUCCCAAAGAUCCAGUGGCCGUCACCAGACAUGUGUGAAGCCUGUCAUGCCGUCAAGGACAACGGAGAACACAAGUGGAACAAUGAGCAGGUGCUACCCUUCCUCCAGACGUACUUCUCAGCCGAGCGCAUCCUCACAGACUACCUGGAAGAUGAAAAUGUAGUUCUGGCCAAGCAGAAAGAAAAACAUGUCAACCCGCAGCAAAUUCUUGAAGCUCAGAAGCAUGCUGAAAGGAGAGUUAGAGAUGCUGUUGCUGCUCAGACUCUUCCUCAUCUAGCACAUGCUGCUGUGGAAGAAGAAGAGGAGGGGGAGGAGGAGGAAGAAGAAGAAGAAGAAGAAGAGGAAGCUGAGGUGGUGUCGGAUGAAGAGGAGGAAGGUAUGGAUGGAGGAGCAGAGACGGAAGGUAAGACCCUGGAGCCGACACCCUGGACCGGAGAAGAAACAAAGCUGGCUUCAGAUCGGCGUCACAACAGCAGGAAGCCGAGCAUCGUUGGGAUGAAAAUGCGGGACGUGCAGGAGGACAUCGUGGACCUGGACUCGUUUGUCAACGAGCACUAUAAGGCCAAAGCCAUGCAGGUGGCCACCUCUAACCGCGUCAAACAACGCACCUUGCAGAGGAACAGGGAAGAACAAGACUCGGCCUUCGGGCUUGGAAUGGAACUGGACGCUGGGCUCGGCAUGGUGGGCCUGCAACCGCUGGAGCCAGAAUUUGGUCCCAAUAAGCACAUGCACAUGCAAAAGCGAGAACUGACGGGGCGCCUAUUUAGCAGCGACGAUGCCAGGCUGGGCCAAGGAGGCCGCUGGGUGUCCAUGCUGAACAUUGGCUUCUCCAAAGUGGACAUCAGCCUGUUUGUCAUUCUCUACUUCCUGUCCUCCAUGUGCCUCCUGGCCAUGUAUCUUUUCUUUCGGACACGUGUCAGGCUAAGGCGAGCCAAAGUAUCACUGCCCUGAUCCAAAGUGUCUUCUGGUUAGCGUUAAAGCGGAUGUCUCCGGAUUAGCUUGGCCCACUUAACUGCUUCCUACUGGAGUUCCCACUGGUCACCUGCUGGUCUGGUUCUGCUGCUCAGACUAGUUCUGGUACCUGGUUCUAGAGCUUUUCACCCCACUGAAGCAGGUGGAUGUUUAUUUUAUAUAUGAAGGUGAAUCAGGUUUUUAUUUCUCUUUGACCUUGUAAUGAAGGAAGGACAUUUCAGUGAAUGGAAUUACUAGAACCUCUCUAGUGUGAUUUCUAUGAAGUACUUUUUAAUUUUUUUUUUUUUUUUAGUUUUGCAGCAUUUUUGAACCCCGGUCAAAAAGUUUUUUUUUAUACAGCUAUUGUAUUGGAGCUCAUCGGCUGUAGAGGUGUUCUUGAAUAUUACAAUCAAUCGGAACUUGUGUUCUUCAAUUGAAGAUUGUUUUUACUGUUUGUAGCUCUUCUCACUAAACAGUGUUGUUUACUGGUAGGCUUCUCGUCUCGCAGCUCCUGUGCUGUGAGACGAUUACAUCAUACUGCUGAGUCGUAAAGACAGAUGCAGCUUUCAAGAAGAGUGCAGGGUGACUUAUGUGUUUUGGUGUUAGGACUAGAUUUGGUUUUGGCUGUGAGCUUGUCCACAGUGCUGAAUGAUUUUGUUUUUAUCAUUGAGGUCCACACAUACUGUUGUGGUUGUCAGACUAUAUUUUUUUAGAAUAUACAGAGAAAGAGAGCAGCUCAUCUGUAUUGGCUAAUGUGACAUUAAAAAGUGUUUCCACAA
Messenger RNA from Doryrhamphus excisus (bluestripe pipefish), 3891 nucleotides. RefSeq names its product quiescin Q6 sulfhydryl oxidase 1 (gene qsox1). Lineage: Eukaryota; Metazoa; Chordata; Actinopteri; Syngnathiformes; Syngnathidae. Gene Ontology annotation, molecular function: protein disulfide isomerase activity; flavin-dependent sulfhydryl oxidase activity. Gene Ontology annotation, biological process: protein folding. The record is from RefSeq and is a predicted model, not a curated record. Gene Ontology annotation, cellular component: Golgi membrane.